This is a messenger RNA of Myotis myotis, 1832 nucleotides long. RefSeq names its product protein S100-A16-like. The transcript is spliced from 3 exons. The record is from RefSeq and is a predicted model, not a curated record. Bases 972 to 1283 code for a protein of 103 amino acids. Gene Ontology annotation, cellular component: nucleus; perinuclear region of cytoplasm. Lineage: Eukaryota; Metazoa; Chordata; Mammalia; Chiroptera; Vespertilionidae. Gene Ontology annotation, molecular function: transition metal ion binding; calcium ion binding.
ACGCCUCCCCCCCCCCCCCCCCCCCCCCCGCGUGAAUCCACGUGCCCUGUCUUUGGGGGUAUGUGGGUCUCCCAGGGACACAGAAACAAACCUUUUCCUCUUCUUUUUCUGAUUCACUGGACUCUCUUUAUUUCCUAUGUUGCCUCCUGAGCCACCUAACCUAACAGGAACCUUAGAAAGAAGUAGAGGUCCUACAUCCCCAUGGGUGCUGUGUUGUAAUGUACUCCCAUGUACAUUCACCUUCCGUGAAUCACAGAAGGACGCCUCAAGAAGUUGAAUUAAAGAGUCACAUUUAUUGCAGUCUGGGACUAUGAGGGGCCAUUCCCCAAAUCUCAUAGUGAUAAUGUGCUGCGGGGAGGGACUGCGGCAUGGAAAGAUUACUGAAUGUGCUAGGGGGAGAGACCAUGACAUAGAAAGAUUACUAAUUGUCUUAAGAAACAAAGUGUUAUGAUAUGCUCCAGCCAGGUGUGACCCUGUUUUCCUACUGAACUUUUACCCUGCCAAUUAAUGCUUUGUAGUUAUCGCAAAUAAAAGCCUUGCGGGACCCUUGGUCUGCACUGCAAGCUGCGAGGCUCCCAGAGGGGGAGGGACGCGCUGUAGUCAGCUGGUCAGCUUAAUAAAGGCUCCUAAAUUUAAAUUCGGAGUCGGUGGUCUAUCUCGCUGAGUGAACCCAUAACAUUUGGAGGCCCCAGUGAGAUCCCCGGCAGGGGUGAGAGGGACCCCUUAUUUAGGGCAGGAGGCUCUCCCCCGGCAGGGGUGAGAGGGACCCCAUAUUUAAGGCAGGAGGCUCUCCCCCAUUUAUUGCUGGGCACGCAGCGAGAUACCCCAUACCUGUGGGGAAUGACUACCAAGGAGGCCUCCAGUCUCCGUCUCGGGUCCCAGGGAAGUGGAGGAGACUCCACCAAAAACUUUUGAUUCGGAAAUCGAGCCACCUGGACUCUCGGAGAGGCCCCUCGAGGAGUGAGGCAGUGAUGGCGGACCGCUACACAAAGCAGGAGAAGGCGGUUGUAGUUCUGGUGGAAAACUUCUACAAAUACAUGUCUAAUAACAUCCUGGUCAAGAACAAGAUCAGCAAGAGCAGCUUCCGAAACAUGCUUCAGCAUGAGCUCGACCACAUGCUGACGAAUACGAGGAGCCGAGAGGCUGCUGACAAAGUCAUCCAGGAGUUGGACAAAAACCAGGAUGGAUGCAUCGACUUUGAGGAGUACUGGAGCUUUAUAGGAGCCAUCACCGGACCCAUCGCCAACCACAUCCGCGAGCAGGAGCAGCAGAGCAGCAGCUAAAGACCCCCCACCGUCCCCUCAUGGCACUGCCCCAAUGCCCGGCCCCUCGUGCUCUUCCCAGCCUCCUGCCCACCCAGGCCCUGCCCUCACUUCUCCCUCCAGACCUUCUGUUGAUCAUGCUGAACAGGGGGAGGGGGUGAUGUCAGGGCCUCUUUGUGAGCAUAUCUCAGUUUGGGGGUGCCUACCUCAGGGUCUCAGUCCCUGGAGCCAGCAGACGCUGGGCAUCCAGGCCCUCAGUGCUGUUUGGGGAACCCGAGAGUUUCCUCAGUCCAUCUACCCUGCCAACAUCUGAUGUUCCUGCCUAAUUCUGAGUCUCUCUUGACCUCUGGAGGUCAGCUCGCUGCUCCAGGUCUUCCUGCUCCUGGCAUAAGCACCAGAGACAUCUCCCCUUUCCCUCAGCCCCUGGGCUGGGGAAAGACUUUCAGGGACUGCCCUCCAGCUAGCUGCCUCUGGGUCUGGGAAGAGAUAAGCAGGGUUGAGCCUUCUCCCUCCUCCUCAGCCCCUGAAGCAUGGCAAUAAAGGCUGGAUUUGAAAAAUGUUUCCCCCUCA